Messenger RNA from Emiliania huxleyi CCMP1516, 1425 nucleotides. RefSeq lists its product as hypothetical. Gene Ontology annotation, molecular function: oxidoreductase activity. The record is from RefSeq and is a predicted model, not a curated record. The transcript has 8 exons. Gene Ontology annotation, cellular component: plasma membrane. The coding region runs from base 1 to 1425 and encodes 474 amino acids. Lineage: Eukaryota; Haptophyta; Isochrysidales; Noelaerhabdaceae.
AUGCUCAGCGGGCAAUACAACGUCGUUCCCAUGUUCAUGUUGGUCCAACGAAACCACGAACGUCUCAACUUGGACUUCCACGAGUCGCUCGCUCGGACUGAGGUGGCCAUGGCGGGCGCCCUCCUCGCCGCCGCCGCGCCGCAGACGAGCAAGGCGGCCGCAGCCCUGGCGCGCGAGACACAGCAGAGGGCGAGCCGCCGCUCCGUCGCCUCCGCGUGGCUGGCGGCGCUCCUGUUCGCCAACGCCGCCAUCUUCGUCUUCAAGUUCCGCGUCUACCUGAGGCGGCCCGACGCGACUGGCCUGAUGGGCCACGGCGUCAAUUGCGCACGUGCCUUUGGGCAGUGCGCGAUGCUCAACACCGCCCUCCUCCUCGCCGCCGCUUGCCGCCGCUCGGCGACUUGGCUGCGCGCCGCCUUCCCAGCCCUAGAGCGGGUUGUACCCUUUGACGCGGCGAUGGGCGGGCACGCGGUGGCGGGAGCGGCGCUCCUCGUCUCGUCGGCCGGCCACGUGCUCGCGCACGUCUACAACUUCUUCCGCUACUCGGCAGCCCCGACACCGGUCUGGGAGGGCUCCGUCCUCGGGCAGCGCAGCGGUCUGCCGCCGCAGCCUCGCUACGCCGACGUGCUGCUCAGCCGACCGGGGUGGACGGGCCACGCGAUGGUACUGCUCAUGCUCCUCGCGUACCCGCUGGCGCGCCUCUCCGUCCGGCGCGCGCACUUCAACCGGUUCUGGUGGUCGCACCAGCUGCUCCUGCUCUGGACCCUGCUCCUCGUCCUCCACGGCCGCACCGCGUGGCUCGAGCCGUCGCAGGCGCUGUCGUGGGUCGGCCUGCCGCUCGGCGUCUACCUGCUCGAGCGCGCCCGACGCUCCGUCGGGCGAGAGGUGGCCGUCGCGCGCGCCGAUUGCGACGGCGGAGGCGCGGUGAGCAUUGAGCUCGCCCCGCCCGCCGCCUUCUCCUUCGUGGCGGGGCAGUACCUCAAGCUCAACGUGGCCGCGAUCGCGCGGCACGAGCACCCCUUCACCAUCGCAAGCGCGCCAGGCGAGCCGCGGCUCCGACUCAAGGUGCGCGGCGUGGGGGACUGGACCGACGCGCUGAGGGGCCUCGCCCUCCGCGGCGACCUGAGGAGCGUGAGGAUCGACGGGCCGUAUGGCGCGCCAGCGCAGCGGUACCGCAACUACCGCCGCGUCGUCCUCGUCUCGGCCGGCGUCGGCGUCACCCCCUCCCUCUCGUGCCACCUUGUGUGGACCACGCGAGAGCCCGCCUGGCUCGACUGGCUCGGCGACGAGGUGUACUCGCUCCGCGGCAGAGGGGGCGGCGAGGAGGUGGGCGUCUUUGUAUGCGGGGGCGCGGCCCUUGCGGCAGAGGUUGAGGCGGAGUGCAGCAGGGCCGGCGCGGGCUUCCGGUUCCACAGCGAGUCGUUCUAG